UGUACUCCUCACGCAGCAAAUCCUCUCGACACUCUCCUCUGUCCUCUGUACUCCUCACGCAGCAAAUCCUCUCGACACUCUCCUCUGUCCUCCCCCGCUCAAUUGACGGCUUGAAGUUUCAAUUUAAGAGGAAAAAUAAUAAAAAACAAGAUGGGAAUAAGAUUCGUGCUAAUGGUGAACAAGCAAGGUCAGACCCGUCUUGCACAGUACUAUGAAUACCUAAAUCUCGAAGAACGGCGAGCUUUGGAAGGUGAAAUUGUCCGCAAAUGCCUAGCCCGUAAUGAGCAGCAGUGUUCGUUUGUUGAGCAUCGGAAUUACAAAGUGAUCUACAGGCGAUAUGCAUCACUGUUUUUCUUGGUUGGAGUCGACAAUGAAGAAAAUGAGCUUGCAAUUCUGGAAUUUAUUCACCUACUGGUUGAGACUAUGGAUCGCCAUUUCGGAAAUGUGUGUGAGCUGGACAUAAUGUUUCAUCUAGAGAAAGCACACUUUAUGCUGGAGGAAAUGGUAAUGAAUGGUUGUAUUGUUGAGACCAGCAAGUCCAAUAUCCUCUCUCCAAUCCAGCUAAUGGACAAAGCAUCAUAGGAAGGACGUUUAAGUUUCAUAAACUUACAAUGCACAUUAGACUUUGGUUUGUGCGUGUAUCCUGUAUUCUUCAAUUUAAACCAUUUCCACCAAAAUGAGAUACUUCUCUCAUUUGUAUGGUGCACUUGGAAGAUGCAUUAUUAAUAUUUUCUUGGUANUUUAAAUAAAUUGUUUU
Striga asiatica is the source of this 757-nucleotide messenger RNA. The record is from the annotation of a GenBank genome assembly. Lineage: Eukaryota; Viridiplantae; Streptophyta; Magnoliopsida; Lamiales; Orobanchaceae.